AUGGCAAAGCACAACACAAAGAAGGGAAGCGCGCGUCGUAAGGCAACAGGAACCUACGGCAGCCUGCUUGUCGACAUUGGCACAUGUUGCUCUUCGAAGCCUGCGUCGUCUGUUAAGCCGAAAGAGCGGCUGAAGCCAAACGACCCAUCCCCGCUCGUUGGGGUCCCGCUCAGCGAGCUGCACUACAACCCUGUUCCCCCGAUGGACGUGUGGCAGAAGCGAGAGGCAGAACUUAUGAUGAGGGAUGAGAAACGAACCACGCGCGGCAAGCACAAGGAGGUGCAGCGCGCGCAGUGCAAUGUGCAGGACAGGAUCAAGGUGAACAAAGUCUACAAACAAUCUGGGCUUGAUCAGCUGCGCGGUCGUAAGAAGAACCAGACACAUGUUGCCAAGCUGCGUGGUUACCUUGUGAGCAACGUUGACAUUGAUCCAAACCUGCUCUUCAACACUCGUGGCCUAAAGUAA
This is a messenger RNA of Salpingoeca rosetta, 465 nucleotides long. RefSeq lists its product as uncharacterized. The coding region runs from base 1 to 465 and encodes 154 amino acids. The transcript has a single exon. NCBI's taxonomy places the organism in Eukaryota, Choanoflagellata, Craspedida, Salpingoecidae. The record is from RefSeq and is a predicted model, not a curated record.